UGCUUCUGAUCUGUAUUACGAGGUCGAUCCAUUGAACCUACGCAAGGUUUCCAUCCUACACGUCGCCAUUGUUCCAUAAGACUCGAAACGAAUUAUCCUUCGGUAUGGCGCCUGAUAAUACCCCGUUCAGCUUAAGUGAAAGACCCGAGACCCUCAAGAAGACCAAGAAGACCAACAAAGAACGGAGUAAACGCUGUCGGGCUGAAUGUAAUAAAACAGAAGAGUGCAGAAGAGUCUUGCUGGCUGAGACCAUCGGACGGUCAUUAUGUCACGGCCAUGCUCGCCUCACAAAGGGCGUCAACCAUAUGUCUCACGACCAGUUUGAGCACCAUGAGCCCCCUGUGAAAAUGUCUCCAUCAGCCUGGCUGUCAGUUCCCAGUCACACCGGUCGUUCCAGUGGUAGCACACGCAGUAGCACGAGCAUAUCCGACGAUACCCUUUCUGCUAGGUCCUAUGACACCUUGCCCACCGGCUCUAGCUGCAUCAGCGAAGAGGAUGCGCAUAGCCAACGAAACAGCUCCAUCAACGCCAGCCGAAAAUCCCUCCCCUAUAAACGCAUCGUCAGCUUGGACGGACUGGUCCUCCUUGAAGACGUGGAACGACUGGCAACUCAAUAUGGCCAAGCUUCACAUAUGGGGCUGCUUGACCCCAGCUACAACGUCUUCGUGAAUGGAGAUCGCACCGGGGGCUUAUGCUUCAAGGUUCUGAACAAGGUCGCGAUAGUGAUGGGCGAUCCUAUGUGCGACCCAGCGCAGAUAUCUACCGUUCUUGAUGAGUUCAAUUGUUACCGACGUCGACAACGCUGGGAUGUCUCACUCCUGGGUGCCGGCGAAAUGCUUGUGCGCUACGCCAAAGCACGUAACAAGAAAUGGACCGUCUUGCAGUUUGGUAAAGAGCGUGUCUUGAACCCUCUGACAAACGAGGUUAUCCAUGAGACCAAUGGGAAACGUAUCCUCACCCAGAAUCGACAGCUCCUCAAUGCAAGCAAAGGCGGCAUUACCUUGCACAUUUAUUCACCGUCCCUGGAGACAGACUACGAGUUGGAGAUGGAGUUGUGCGCAAUCUACGAUGAGUGGCGCAUGGCCCGCAACAAGUCGGGAAACUUCAAGCCUUCAUCACAGAACGGAAAGGUGAACGGUUUCGCAGCCCUACGAUGGAUCGGUGGCAAGAAUGGAUAUCACGUCGAUCCGUGCAUCGCCGCCCCUGGAGCGCCAAAAGGAAUCAGCGAUUUGUUAAUAUUUGCCUCAAUGGCUUGGCUGAGGCAGAUUGGCGUCUCAUACCUUAGUUUCGGGUAUGAGCCUUCUGACUCGUUGGCAGAGGUAUCAGGAAUGCCUGGUCCUCUCGCACAUCUAACGCGGCAAAUAUACCGAUAUACAUUCCAAAGACUCCCAAUCGGCGGAAAGAAGACCUAUUUUGGCAAGUUCAAGCCGGAUGAGGAGCAGGAUUCUCCUUUGUAUCUGAUUUUUCCGUCGAAGAUCCCGGAACCGCGACAUGUUAUCGCUAUGGCUCAUGUUGCCAACAUCAGCAUCCGCAGACUGUUAUUCGAUCACCGUUCCAAGCCUUCGGUCCCGCAAUGAUUUGUACUGUCCCUGCAAAAGUCCUUUCUAACAAUGCGUAAUUGUUCUAGGACCCUUACUCUCUUUUGACUCUUUUUUCUUGAUUUUGGGUAUACACUCUUUC
This is a messenger RNA of Aspergillus novofumigatus IBT 16806, 1680 nucleotides long. RefSeq names its product protein ergS (gene ergS). The coding region runs from base 105 to 1577 and encodes 490 amino acids. The record is from RefSeq and is a predicted model, not a curated record. The transcript has 2 exons. NCBI's taxonomy places the organism in Eukaryota, Fungi, Ascomycota, Eurotiomycetes, Eurotiales, Aspergillaceae. Gene Ontology annotation, biological process: phospholipid homeostasis. Gene Ontology annotation, molecular function: aminoacyltransferase activity.